Astyanax mexicanus (Mexican tetra) is the source of this 1152-nucleotide messenger RNA. It is a transcript of the gene cabp5b, whose product is annotated as calcium binding protein 5b. Bases 158 to 706 code for a protein of 182 amino acids. The transcript is spliced from 7 exons. The record is from RefSeq and is a predicted model, not a curated record. Lineage: Eukaryota; Metazoa; Chordata; Actinopteri; Characiformes; Acestrorhamphidae. Gene Ontology annotation, molecular function: calcium ion binding.
CAGCGUGAGGACGCAGCAGGACGCAGCUACGGGUAACAAACACUCACACAGUGUCCACAUAGAAGAGGAGGAGAAAGAGUUUACAGGAGAUUGCAGUCAGUCCCAUCCCAAUCCCAUUAAAGACUCAGUGGCCAGACAAAAUUCAACCAAGAGGCACAUGUUCGCACACUCACUGUCUCCGCGGCGGGACGAUAUGGACGUGCGCCUGGGACCAGCCUGUAUUUUCCUCAGAGGAAAACAUGUUGCACGCCAACUCGUAGCUGAUGAGAUAGAAGAGUUGAGGGAUGCCUUUAGGGAGUUUGAUAAAGAUAAGGACGGACUCAUCAGCUGUAAAGACCUGGGCAAUCUAAUGAGGACAAUGGGAUACAUGCCCACCGAGAUGGAACUGAUCGAACUCGGCCAGAACAUCAACAUGAAUCUUGGAGGGCAAGUUGACUUUGAGGAUUUUGUGGACCUGAUGGCUCCUAAGCUGUUAGCAGAGACAGCUGGAAUGAUCGGCCUGAAGGAGCUGAAGGAAGCGUUUAAAGAGUUUGAUAUGGAUGGUGACGGUAAUAUUACUAUAGAUGAACUGAGGCAUGCCAUGCAGAAGCUGCUUGGUGAAUCCACUAACAGGAAAGAGAUUGAGGCCGUGGUGAAAGAGGCAGAUAACAAUGGAGACGGAACAGUCGACUUUGAAGAAUUUGUCAAAAUGAUGUCACGGGAUUGAAAAUGAAGAAAAUGCUUUGAAGAGAAUGAUAUCAACUGGAAAAAAGGACAAAGACAAAGAUAAACAACUCAAACUCAAACACGAACUCAAAACAGCUGCACUUUUUAUGCUUUUUCUUUAUUACUGUCUGUACAAUUGCAUCCAAACUCGCAGAACUUCCGUCAUAUAUUAUAAAAGCACCCUUUUAUAAUUUUAUACCAACGGUCUGUAAACAACUCACUAUACAGAGUGCCACUCUGUGUGUUUACUGCAGAUCCUGUGUAAGCUCCACUUUAUCCAUCGCUGUACAUCUCGAUGAUGUCAAAGCCUCUGUCUUAUGUAACAUUAUUAGUGCACUCUGUUAGUAUGUAUGUAUGUUCUGUAUGUAUCUUGUACAGAAGCAUAUUUGGGUUUAUAUUGAAAUGUAAACUUGAAAAGGGUAAAGUGUUUCUGGAAAUGAUAAAGUU